AUGGGAAUGAACACACAGAUAAAAUGCUACGACCCAUUACCAUUUGCAAUUACUGGUUUUCCGAUAGAUUACAGCAAAUGUACAAAGGUUUGGCCGAUCAGCGACUGGUACGACGCCAUUUUGUAUGCAUGUGAAUAUGCGGCAAAAUCUUUGGAGCUACAAAUACGUUUCGUCGAUACUGGACUUUUCCAAGAGUUUGCCGUAUCAGUUCGCGUCAGGGAAUGGGCGAACUCGCAAUAUGACGUCAUUCUGUUCCCACAAUCAAUCGCCGAUCCAUGGCCCGCCAAGCCUCACCAACCCGUGGUGGCCUUCCUCUUGCCAGCUUUGCAUAUCUGGACUGUCGUGCUGAUUGCACCCGAUAACCUAACGAACAAGACCUACCCAGACAUCACCGUCGACGCGUUUUUCUAUAAAGAAUUCGAUGAAAAUGGGCUGAGCGACGCCUAUCGAAUCCCUCUAUAUGUUGGACCAGACCCUGGGAUGAGCACGAAAAAUCUGAUCGUGUCGAAUCGAGAUUUCCUGCAGCAUCUGCAUUGCUCGGUCGCAACGCUCAUGGGCCAGUAUGAAGGCCUGGACAUCUAUCUAACAAUAUAUUUUAAUUCCCGGGAAAAACCAGAAGUGGUGGAGGAAAGUUUCAAGGACGUUAUUAUAACGAGCCCAAAGUAUCCAUGGAUUUUCGACGAGUCCGAUGAUGUGACAUUUACCUCGCUGGCGGAAGUCAAUAGUUAUUAUGACAAUGUGCCAAUGGACGUCGUGCUCACCGCCAUCGAGGGUGGAACUGUGCUUUUGAAAACGGCAAGCCAGCUGGAGAACUUUACGAAAAUACUGACGGCAGCUGAUCUAGGGCAGCGAUUGCAACUAACAGCCAAGGACCUUAAUGCCACAUUCCAUCCGGAUCCGGAAUACAAAGGCCCACACGGCUUUGUGCUUACUGUCGAAUCUCCAGCCCAUCGAAUCGAACGGAAUAGCUGUGUGCGAAACAUCACGCUUACCAAUGAAAACCCAUUCUUCUCCAUAAAUCAAAUUCAAUUUGAUUCCGGUCGUUUGCUCUGCAUAAAAUUGGGCGAGGAUGCCGUUGCCGAAAAUCUCAUGGUUCUCACCUUUUGUGACACGAAAUCAAAAGCGAAUCAUGGGAAGGAGGACCGUAUAGAGGGCUGUAGCUAUUACAACCUCGAUCUCAUCUACUCCAUGCAAACUUGCUGUCAAAUGACGCUGAACAUUAGCAGAAGCGAAUACACUCAAAUAUCGAUGGAAAGGGAAUAUUCCUCCCUGCUUAUACAACUGCCCUCCGCCAUCUCAAAAAGCAAAAACUAUUUUGCUGUCGGUAUUUCCCCAUAUGCACUCGACUAUCGAACGAUGGCGUUUUCGAAUUUUGCUGAGAAGGAUACGCUUCUAUUCAUAGUUCUUUGCUACGAUUUCAACAAUCUUUGGGGGCUGCUGGGACAGCUGCAAUGGACCACCACCCGUCAAUGCAAAGGUAUGGCGAUGGACCUUGGCAGAGGAUUUGGCGACCCUUUCCACGACCAAAUUUACAAGACAAAUUCCACAAAAACUUGGGAAUGUGAAACUUUCAUCGAUGUGACAUACGAAUUGAAAGCGUUGAAUAUGGGCUCGCUGUCGGUGGCCGCACUUGAUGCGGAGUCUCAGGUGUUGGAUAGAAUGUUCUUUGAGUCGGACAAUUUGCCCCAGCUACCAACAAACAUCACAUUCAUAGGGGCCCGGAAACUACAAGUCUCCUGGAUUGGCGGUCGCGUCGCUGACAUUAGGGAAGCCACCGGAUACCUUGGAACCAUUCAUUUUCAAACAUCACCAUGGUGGACAACGCCAGCACCACGGGAGACCUCGCCGAGAAGUGCAAGAAGUUCCCACAGCUCCCUUAAUGAAACAGCAAUAAAGUGCUACGAUGCUCUACCUUUCACCGUUUCGAAGGUUAUCGUGGAUUUCCAGGGAUGCACGGAGGCUUGGCCAAUUGGCAAAAAAUACGAUAGCGCGAUGUAUGGCUGCGCCUACGCUGUUAAGAGCCGAACCAUCGAAAUGACAUACAUGGAGACUGGGCUGUUGCAAGAGUUUGCGAUAUCGAUUCGCGUUCUGGAGUGGGCAAAUUCGCAAUAUGGUCUUAUUCUUUUUCCGCAAUCUGUCACCGAUCCGUACCCAGCUUCCCGUCAAAACCGGCCGAUUACUUUUCGUCUUCCGCCAUUGCAUGUCUUUACCGUCGUUCUGAUAGCGCCAGAGAAACUAACAAACAGGACUUACCCAGACGUUACACUAGAAUCACUGUUUUCCUACCAGGUGCCCAGUGAUGCGUACCGCAUCCCACUAUUUGUUGGCUCCGAUCCUGGCAUGAGCACCAACACCCUGCACUCAUCUUUGGUCGUAUCCCCACGCCAACACCUCCAUUGCUCUGCUGUGACGAUCAUUAGUCAAUACGAGGAAUGGGCCAUCUCUCUAGACCUGUUUUUCAAUUGGCAAGAAAGGCUGGAGCCAUUAUCGGCCAAGUUCCGUGAACAGGUCCUCACCAGCCCAAAGUAUCCAUGGAUUUUCGACGAGGUGGAGGACGUCGAUUUUGCGUCCGUGACCGGAAUAGAAAUGUCUGGCGGCUAUGCCUCAAUGGACCUCGAGCUGAUGUCUAUCGAAGGGGGAACCCUCUAUUUGGAGAUGGCAUGCAGAGCGGGGAACAAGACGAAAAUACUAACAUCAAAGGAUCUGGGUUAUGAAUUCCAAAUCACCGCACACGUUGUUUCGGCGAGAUUCCAGCCGGACGCCAACUACACCGGCCCGCGUGGCUUCCUCCUUUCUGUUAAAAGCAUCGAACGGCAAAUUGAGCUGAAUAGUUGCGUGCGCAACAUCACGCUCACGAAGGCCGACCCAGUCUUUGCCAUCAAUCAGAUUCAAUAUCAGACGGGUCAGUACGUUUGCGUGAAGCUAGACGAGACAAACGAAAAGCAACAGCAACUCGUCGCGACAUAUUGCAACCUAAAAUCAAAAAAUAACCACGUGAAAGAGCACCGAAUAGAUGACUGCAUUUAUUACGACGUGGACCUUGUCUAUCUAACGCAAACUUGCUGCCGUAUGACGAUGAACACUACGCGGAUCGACUAUACCAAAAUACGCAUAGAUAUAGAAUAUUCUUCGCUUCUAAUCCAGCUGUCCGAUUCGAUUUUAGAAGAUGUAGAUUACUUGCCGAUCGGCAUACAGCCUUUUUCUUCAAACUUUCAAACAAUGUCGCUUUCUGCCAAUGCAGAAAAAGACACGUUAGUAUUCCUGAUAUUUUGCUACAGCUACACUAACUGGGGAGUCCUUGAACAGCUGAGAAGGGCCCACAGCGACCAGGAUUGCGAAUAUAGCCUAUAUGCGGGUGCCAUCCCAAACGGAGACGACAAAUUACCAUUAGCGACAUAUCAUGAAAGCGAACAGUUCUACCCGCAAUUCCUACCCAGUGGCGUGUAUUCUAGUUAUAUCCCCAAGGGGUGCAAUCCGACGAUAGCUGUCAGUGUGAUACAGCUGAAUGCUGACCCAGGACCAUUGAUAGUAGAUAGUACACAAUGCAAAGGUAUUGCGAUGGACGUGGGCCACGGAUUUGGUGAUCGCUUACAUGAAUUCAACGUUGACGUAAAUUCUACAAAAAUUUGGGAGUGCGAAAGCCGAAUCGACAUUGAAUACCAAUUGAAAGCGCUGAAUAUGGGUUCUCUGGAAAUAUUGGCGUUGGAUGCCGAUUCUCAAAUUUUGGCUCGAGAAUGCUUUGAAGCCGACAAUUUACCAGAAUUACCAAAAAACACAACAUUUAGAGGAGUGUAUAAGUUAAAGGUUAACUGGGAGGGCGGUGGUCCAGCUUAUAUAGGAGAAGCCACCGGAUACCUCGGAACGGCUUAUUUUAUGCCCUCUAGACGGACAACAACCGCUUCACCAAUGUUGACGACGAACCGUGACGAAACAUCUAUUACUCGGUUAACUUGGUGCUUUCUCACUGUAUUAUUACGUUUGGCAAUAAGA
Messenger RNA from Mesorhabditis spiculigera, 3990 nucleotides. The record is from the annotation of a GenBank genome assembly. NCBI's taxonomy places the organism in Eukaryota, Metazoa, Nematoda, Chromadorea, Rhabditida, Rhabditidae.